Molecule: messenger RNA, 8155 nt
Organism: Hippoglossus stenolepis (Pacific halibut)
Lineage: Eukaryota; Metazoa; Chordata; Actinopteri; Pleuronectiformes; Pleuronectidae
Gene: znf292b
Product: zinc finger protein 292b
Exons: 8
Coding region: 213-7772 (2519 amino acids)
Biological process (GO): regulation of transcription by RNA polymerase II
Cellular component (GO): nucleus
Molecular function (GO): DNA-binding transcription factor activity, RNA polymerase II-specific; DNA binding
Source: RefSeq, a predicted model, not a curated record
GCCAUGGGCAGUGUCGGUUGCUAAGCAAUUUGUGUGCGUAUGUCUGAAACGGUGGCUGGGGGAUUCGCGCAUGCGUACGUCUGGAACAAUGAGGGCUAUCCGGCUCUGCGGGAGGAUGUUUCCCCAGUGGUAGACGUUUGCAUCACUAUGUACGUAUUUUAAGCUGUUACGUAGCGACGCGGUAGUGGUACGCGCUAGAGCUGAGUGUGAAGAUGGCGGACGAGGAGGCCGAACAGGACCGUAGUCCCAAGAACGGUAUCAAUGGAACGUUAUGGGAACUCAGACAACGGUUGCAAGAGCUUCAGGAAGUCGUAGUUACAGAACGAGGCGAGUCUCCGAUCCAGUCAUCUUCUGAGUAUUGCCAAGAGUUUUGUCGGAUGCUGCUGGAGUACGCAGGUCGUUGGAAGAUAGAAGAAGAGCCUCUACCACUGGUGGAAGUGUACAUCGUCGCUUUAUUGAGUUAUGCCCAGGCCUCUCCGUACCUCUCCCUGCAGUGUGAAAAUGUUCCUCUUGUGGUUGAGAGGCUGUCACUGAGUUUUGUGGAACUAUUGUUGUCAUUGAAGGAGAGCAUCCCAGAUGGUUUAUGGACAAAAUUCAAGUCAUCUGUGAAGUUUGCUCACAGUAAGCUGCAGGAGAAUGGACUCGCUCAGCUGUCCCUGCUGUGUGCUUUUGGCCAGUAUGAUGGUGUUUGGACAAAUGAUGUCCUGCAAAGCCUUCUGUCCAACGGAAAUCUACCGACAAAACAAGUUGAGGAGUUCCUGGUGCAGGAGGGGCAGGUCCUGUUGGAGAUGAGAGUGAAGCAGCUGAUGAAGGAGAAGCAGUUGGGAGAGGCUGCACGGCUAGCAAAGACGUGCUCUGAAUGUUCUGUUUUCCAAGGGAAGGGGCCUUUCAAGCAGAUGUACCUUGUCUGCCUCUGUUCCAGCCCUGAACAGGAUCAGCUCAUGGAAGAGCUUUCAAAGGAGGACUGUCGUGAUGCCUUGGAAAUGAUCUGCAACUUGGAGUCAGACGGCGAUGAGGUGGCUGCCUUCAGUUUAUGCUCCGCCUUCCUCAACCGACAGCUUCUUCAAGGAGAUACAUACUGUGCUUGGGAGCUGACUCUGUUUUGGAGCAAGCUGCUGAAGCGAUUGGAGCCAUCAGAGCAGGCUUUCCUUGACAAAUGCCGCCAGAUAUCCCUACUUUCUAAAACUGUGUACCACAUCCUGUUCCUCAUCAAGGUCAUCCAAUCAGAGAUUGACAGCAUUGGACUCCCAGUAUGCAUUGAAAUGUGCAUAAGGGCUCUACAAAUGGAAUCAGAUGAUGGAAACACCAAGGCCACAGUGUGUAAAACAAUUUCCUGUUUGCUUCCUACUGACCUAGAAGUCAAGCGAGCCUGUCAGCUGACAGAGUUCCUCCUGGAGCCCACAGUGGAUUCAUAUUACGCUGUUGAGACUCUUUACAAUGAACCAGAUCAAAAACUAGAGGAGGAAUAUAUGCCCAUUCCCAACUCACUACGCUGCGAACUCCUACUGGUUUUUAAAACCCAGUGGCCUUUUGACCCGGAGUUCUGGGACUGGAAAGCACUGAAGCGUCAUUGUCUUGCAUUAAUGGGUGAAGAAGCUUCAAUUGUGUCGUCAAUUGACCUGCUGAAUGAUACAGAGAGCCCAGAAGAAGAUUUUUUCAGUCAGGAGUUGUCUAAGAAUAUGCCAGACCAUUUAGUUAGUGGCACUUAUGAACUAAAAGAUGUCACAGACAAGAGAGAGAAGAACAGAGAAAUGAAGAAAAUGAGGGAGAAGGGUUUCAUUUCAGCUAGGUUCAGAAACUGGCAGGCAUAUAUGCAGUAUUGUGUGCUUUGUGACAAAGAGUUUCUUGGCCACAGGAUCGUACGCCAUGCACAGACUCAUCUGAGCAGUGGAGUAUACAGCUGCCCUAUAUGUGCUCAAACCUUUUCCUCAAAAGAUUUAUUGAUUCCCCAUGUAACAUCACAUGUUAAACAGUCGAGCAAGGAAAGGCUAACUGCACUAAAAACAAACAAGAAAUCUUCUAAUCUUAAAAUGGCCUCUCCUGUUUUUGCAGAUUUAAAGGCCAAGACAGAAAAUGCAAUCUAUGAUAAAGGUGCCUCCCUUGGGCAAAAUGGGGGGUUUGUUGAUAAUGUUCAGGCCAGAGUGGACAGAUGUAGCACAGAGAGAAGUGAAGAAAAUGUAUGCCCUAUUGGAAAAUGCAGAAGGAAUUUUAAAUUUUUCAAAAAUCUCAUUGCACAUGUAAAAGCCCAUGGGGACAACGAGGAAGCAAAGACUUUCCUUGAAUUGCAAAGGAAAAAGGUUAUUUGCCAGUACUGCCGCCGCCACUUUGUUAAUGUCACACAUCUUAACGAUCAUUUACAGGUCCACUGUGGUGUGAAGCCUUAUAUCUGUAUACAGUUGAACUGCAAGGCAAGUUUCUUGUCUAACACUGAGCUCCUUAUCCACAGGAAAACACAUUCUGUUUUCAAGGCUAGAUGCAUGUUUCCCAAUUGUGGAAAGAUUUUCAAUGAGGCCUUCAGACUGUAUGACCAUGAGGCACAGCAUUAUAAUACUUUCACUUGUAAAGUUGUGGACUGUGCGAUGGUAUUCCAUUCACAAAAGCAGCUGGAUUUGCACCAAGAUGAGCAUGACACUGAAGAGGACAAUACAGCUUCUGAACAGACUUCACAAAAUAUGCAGACUGGCCCUUCACUCAUUGAACAAAUGCUUUCAAAUCACACUGCACAAUUACAAGAUAAUUCCCAAGAGAACUGGAACACUGAAAAUGCAGUUAAUCCAGAUCAUGGAAUGCUGCCAGUGUCAAUUGAAAGUUUGCUGAAAUCUUCACAAGCACCUGUGGAAACCCUAGAAGAGCACAGAGUGGUUUCCCAAAGACAGAGGGGUUUUUCAAGCUGUCAGACACAGAGUCUACACCAUACUGUGAUUGAGCCUUUGAAUUCCCACAUUUUGGAUCCUAUUGGACACAGAGAAGGUUCAGGUGGUCAUUAUUUUGAUUAUAUUACACCACCUCAGCAGAAUCAACCCAUACAUGUAUUUGAACAUAAUUUGGGUAAUGUGCCACUUAGCUGUAAUACACAUGAUUUACAGGACCAACCACAAAUGUUCCCUGGUAAUGUCAAUAAUGAAUUGGUAAGUUGCAACUCUGACUGCAGCUUACCAUUGCCAGGACAGCAACAUCAAAUGUGCAGCAGCAGCCUGUUAUCAGUAUCACUGCCCCAACCACUUGAUGAGAAAAGACCAGUGAACUCUGUGUCAUCUUCAACUACCACAGGUCCUGCUCCAGGAGAGAGGGAACGAUUUCAAUGUGCAUUUGAAAUGUGUACAAGGCACUACAGCUCAUACAGAAGUGUUACCAAGCACAUGAAAACGGUUCACCCUGAUUUCUAUGAGCAAUGGAAAGUCGCUCGAACUAAAAUCAAGUUAACCCACCCUUCAGCACCAAACACAUCAUCUGUUAGACAUCUGAGUUCUGUCACCUCACUUCCCAGUCAGGACAGCAACCAAGCACUAGUUCAUGGAGUUCAGAGGCAGAAUGUUAUCCAAUCACCUCCAUAUACUGACCUGGGCACAAAGUAUACUACUCCGCAUUCCCAUUCUUCAUCUGCCCCCAGCCAGAAUGCUUCACUCCUGAUGGAAAAUGUGUUAAAUCCUAUUGUUCUAUCUCAAUUAGAAAGUGAUACAAGUCCAAUAACAAUGCAGUCCAAAGUUUUAGGUAGUCAAAACUGGCACUCAGUCCUUGGAAGUGAACAAAUUCAAAGUAGUGGCUCUUCCCAGGUUUAUCUAUCUAAUUUGCAGGUAAAUUCUAGCAGUGUGGCUCUGCCAACUUCCUCAAUGAUGGGAUCAACCAUUAACAGACCAGUUGAGUUCCUGCAGUCACCACUUAUGAAAAAUGGGUCCCAGUCUGUUUUCCCCUCGUGCUUAGAUGCUGCAAAUGAAGUGUCACUGAAAGUGGAAGACAGUCUUCCAGCAUAUACAUCAAAGGUGCAAAGCAGUUUAUUCUCAGGUUCCAAGGCAGCAAAUAAAUCGAUGCAAAAUAAUGCACAGUCCAAUUUUCUCUCUCCACACUCUGCAAGCCAGAAAAGCAUUAGCAACCAACCUCAAAAUGGUAUGGUCAUCACUGAAAGUCAAAAACGAGCCAGAAGAAACAAAAGAACCAAAUGGCCUGCCAUUAUGAAGGAUGGAAAAUUUGUUUGUUGCAGGUGUUUUAGACAAUUUAAUAGUCCCAAAUCCCUUGGAGGCCACUUGUCAAAGCGUACAAUCUGCAAACCGUACGAAGAGGGGCAGCUGAACACAGAUAUGCCCACAUCAUUUCUUGACCUCCUUAAUUCAGAGCAAACAGUUAGCACCGCUCAGCCACAGUUUUCUUAUAAUCAGGCUGCUCUGUAUCAAGAAAAGCCUCAUCAGUCAGUUACAAUUGCCACAAAAGAUUACCCUACUACCAGUUAUCGACAAGAUAAUUUGACAGCAUGUGGGAAUGGUAAGUCAAAUGAUGACAUUCUCAAACAAAUCAUGACUGAAUCAAAAAUGGCUGAUCUUUUUGUUCACACACCUACUCCUCAGCCAUUGUUUCAAAACCCUUGUGUUAGCUUUGGAGCCAAUGAGCAAUUGCCAGAAAACUCAGUCAUACUGCAUACAGAAAAUGUCCAGCUAAAGAGAGAGGAGAGGCAGGAGGUCAACUCGUAUAGUACAGCUCAUUAUCCUCAGCCAACCAUUGAUACAUUUGGUGGAAGUGAAUUCCCUGACCCACUUCUUUCUCCAAUCCUCACAGAAAACCGUGCUGAUUCUGGCAGUGUUCCCACAAACUACGUAACUGCUGGGCCAACCCACAGUGAAGUCUAUUACUCUGGGACAACCAUUCAGUCACUAGAUACAGAUUCAAACCCAAUAAUGCAAACAGAGUUACCUAAUAGUCAGCUUAGUGGCAAGCAGUGUGAGACACAAAGGAAGACAACAGAGAAAAAUAUUAAAAAGAGACUACGGGAGCAGAUUCUGGCCGGUGACUUUCAACGUAGAAACAGCUCAUGUCUUUCAGACAAUACUGAUCCCAAUGCCGAUACAAAGAAUCUCAUGUCUUUUGGUCAAAUGUGUAGCCCUUUCAAUGACUCUGUACUUGAUCAGAUUCCUUCUAAUGCAAAGAGUGACACAGGACAUGUAAUUCAAGAAAAGUCUGUAAUCAUCCCAGAACCCUCUGGCAAAAUACAACUAAACAUGCACAGCUUUACUUAUUUCAGAGAGACCUCCACGCUGCCACAGGAGGUUUUGAGCCCCACGGGAAUUGCUGAAAAUGAUACAGAUCAGGAACCCAAGAAGUUAUCUGCCAGCCAGCAACUAUGGAUGACAGAAAUUCAAAGUGCAUUUGAAAGGCUGAAUUUGGUCAAAGAAAUAUCUGAUCAGAUGUCAUCUUCCAUGAAGCAAAAUACCAAUACUGUCAACAGCCAGACAGAACUUGCAAUGGUCCCAUGGUCCGAUAGCUUGACAUCGUCCCCCUAUGUUAAACCGUUUACGUGUGAGAAUGAAACCUGCGCAUUUACUUCAAUGUCAAGUGAAUCGCUAUGGAAACACCUUUCCAAAAUUCACAACUACACACUUGAGAUGGUGAAUUUGGUGAAAAAAAGAUAUGGCCUAUAUGCUCCCUUCAAAUGCCAAAGGUGCAGUAAAACAUUCACUCGUAACUCAAACCUUCGCUCUCACUAUCAUUCAGCUCACAACCUAUCAGCUAAAGAAAUUGCAGAUCUAGAUAUGAAGCGCAGGCAGGACAAAGCAUGUGCAUCUGCUGCUAUUCAAAAGUGUCCUGUUAAUACCAACCAGGCCCCUUUGGCUCAAACCAAAGUGGUUACUGAUCCAGCAUUGGUGAACAGGGCCCAACUGUGCUCGCCCCAAGAUGUAGCAAAAUGUUAUUCUUCAUCACAUGCAUGUUUGCCACAUAUUAACAUGGACAUAACUAAACAGAAAUUUCAAAAUGACAACCGUUCCACAGUCAUUCAUCCCUUACAAACAGCCCCUAUGCACAACCAAUAUCCAAAUCCACAAGUACUGGCCCAGACCUUCACAGGACCUCAGCCUUUAAACAAACUAUCUAUCAACAGGCAGCCAAUAGUGAAGCCAAGCAUAGAUAUUACCAAGAAGUCAAAAGAGAACAAGUCAAACUCAAAUGAUGCCAUGAGUUCAUACAGACCAUAUCGCUGCGUUCAUCAACACUGUUUGGCAGCCUUCACUAUCCAGCAUAAUCUCAUCCUCCACUACAGAGCUGUUCAUCAGUCUGCUUUGUCAGCAUUGGAGGUGAACAAGGAGCAGGACCCAGGAGAGGGACUUCAUGAAAUAAUGGAACAUGAUGAGGAGGAUCUAGAGGCAGAGAUCGUCCAAAUUUGUGAAUUCAGAUGCCAAGUCAAAGACUGCUCUAGAGUUUUCCAAGAGGUUCCCAACCUUUUGCAGCACUACCUUCAGCUGCAUGAAUUCAGUCUUGAUAAGGUUGGUAAUCUAUUUUCUAGCAUCAAGCUUGGCAAGUUUACUUGUGGCCAUCAAGGAUGCACAGCAUCCUUCACUGCUUUCUGGAAGUAUGUUGGGCAUGUCAAAGAAAAGCACAAAGAUAUAAAGUUAGCCAAACCUGAACAAUUAAAUGGCUCGUUCAAGUGUGAAAUUGAAGGCUGCGACCGUUCAUAUGCAACAAAGUCAAACCUUCUCAGACAUGUCAUGAAAAAGCACCAGGACUUGUACCAGCCUAAACUAAAAAAUCAACUGAUUAAAGAGGAUGGAAUGAAACAGAACUCAAAAACAUUGCAUCACCAAAUUACAAAGACAAGUAAUGGAAAGGAAAAUAUUGAGAGCAAUAAAAAGAUCCUACAGAAGGGAAGUGACAUAAGGAGAGUUGGCAAGUCAAAAGCCAAUCACUGGACAAAGUAUGGAAAACCCUCCUUGAAAUCUAAAUUGGAGGCAUCUGCAAUAUGCACUAAGAAAUUCCCUCUACAAUAUCCUUGUAUGAUCAAAGGUUGUGAGUCAGUCAUGAAAUCAGAGCGGGGUAUAUUGAAACAUUACAUGGGGCAUGGGCUCUCAGAGAAGUACCUGGAACAACAAAGGAGUCACUUUAUAUUCUGCAAAAAGUUCCCCCGGCAGAAAUACCGGUCCAUCAGGAGUGACGACUCAAAAUCUGACAACACCUCUGAUAUGUCAGACAAUGAGCUGACAGCAGAUGCUGGACUAAAGGGAGGAGAAUAUGGAUAUUCAAAGCCUGUCCUACGCAAAAGGACCACUGCAGAAAUCCCUACUGAAUUGUUAGAGAGCAAAUUAUCUAAUGAGGAAAGUUCUGAUGGUUCUGUGGUGAUCAAACGCAAACGAGGGCGUCCACGAAAACUAAUCGAAAAAAUAGUGAAGCGCAAGAAAAUACCACGUACGACAAAGAUCAACAUAGUUUACAGCGAGGGCGAUGAAUCAGACUCAUCUUGCCCUGCAGUACUGCAAGAGGAAAUGGCUGAACAGAGCGCUCCACUGGCCUCCUUUAAACCUAUGGGAUUUGAAAUGUCGUUCUUAAAAUUUCUGGAACAGUCAAAUAAAUCUCAACAUGGCCUCAAGAGGAAGGCUGAUGUGCUACAAGCAUGGAGAAAAACAGCUGGUAUUAACACCAGUGACAUCUGUGUCAGGUUCAGUAACCAUCAGAAUUUGAAAUCACUUAGUAAGGUUAAAAUUAUUAUAGAUGCUGCAUUUUCAAGUGUUUCAGACCUUCUGUUGAAACAGCUACAGACCAUGCAGACCACAGUGGUAUUAAAAAAAAUAGUCUAACUUUUGUUCUUAAAAGCAGAAUCUCAGGAAUUGAUUGAGUACAAUCUGCUGCAAACUGGAGCCCUACACAUGAAACGUUAUUUUACAUGUCCAGAUAAAAAGCAGCUGUUUAACAUGACACAGUUAUAUCUGUACAAUUAGUCUUUUUUUUUAUAAAAAUGUGUAUAGCAUGUUUUAUUUAUAGAUUGUUAAAAAAUGUUUUGCUGAUAAUGAAAAGCCGAUAUCAGCUUUAGGUCUCCUAAUUAUCCCUGUGGGACUUCCAGACUUGAUUGUGUUGUUGUGCAUACUUUGUGAUUUCAAAGAUGUUAUGUGUAUGUGUAUAUAUCUUGAAACCACCCACUGCCACAAACAGUCUUAUUAUUAAACUGGACUUUUUUUAACCA